Messenger RNA from Fragaria vesca subsp. vesca, 972 nucleotides. RefSeq names its product cytochrome b6-f complex iron-sulfur subunit, chloroplastic-like. The coding region runs from base 118 to 798 and encodes 226 amino acids. Gene Ontology annotation, cellular component: plasma membrane. NCBI's taxonomy places the organism in Eukaryota, Viridiplantae, Streptophyta, Magnoliopsida, Rosales, Rosaceae. Gene Ontology annotation, molecular function: 2 iron, 2 sulfur cluster binding. The transcript has 5 exons. The record is from RefSeq and is a predicted model, not a curated record.
GUGGCAUCCUUUUGGGUAAUGCCCCUUAUCCACUAGAUGUUGUGGUAGUCAUUACUAAUUGUCAAAUACACACCAGAACACCAAAAACCACUAUCAUUUCCAGGAAUUCCAAACACUAUGGCUGCCUCUACUCUAUCUUCUGCUACCACUUCACAGCUAUGCUCCAGCAAGAGUGCUAUGUUCUCUUCAGCACAGGCCUUGUCUGUGAUGCCCAGGAGGACCCAGCUGAUGGGAAAGGGAAAGGGAAUGAGAAUCACAUGCCAGGCAGCAAUUCCAGCUGAUAAUGUCCCUGACAUGGGUAAGAGGAAGCUCAUGAAUCUGCUUCUUCUGGGUGCUAUUUCACUUCCCUCUGGUUUCAUGUUGGUUCCCUAUGCCACUUUCUUUGCUCCACCUGGCUCUGGUAGCGGAAGUGGUGGUCAAACUGCCAAGGAUGCUCUCGGAAAUGAUGUGAUUGCAUCAGAAUGGCUCAAGACCCAUGGCCCUGGUGACAAGACUCUUACACAAGGGUUGAAGGGUGAUCCUACCUACCUUGUUGUGGAGAAAGACAGAACUCUUGCCACAUAUGGAAUCAAUGCUGUGUGCACUCACCUUGGUUGUGUCGUGCCAUUCAACAGUGCCGAGAACAAGUUCAUCUGCCCAUGCCAUGGAUCCCAGUACAAUGACCAAGGAAGAGUUGUCAGGGGACCUGCUCCUUUGUCUCUGGCUUUGGCUCAUGCUGAUAUUGAUGAAGGCAAGGUAAUAUUUGUUCCUUGGGUCGAAACCGAUUUCAGAACCGGUGAUGCUCCUUGGUGGUCUUAAAUUGAUCAUCACAGUCCACUUCUCUCGUAUCAUACCUGUAAUUUGUACGGUUUCACUUUAUUCUGCCAUCAGUCACAAACAUUAAUCUGUAUCAUAUAAGGUUCACCUUUGUUCAUUCGAAAGCAUAUAAUAUGCAAGGAGAGGACCUAAUUUUUUGAAUGUAGCAUAAUUUCC